AUGACAAACUUUACGGCGGAACGAAAGCCCCAUUUCAACGAAAAGAACAUCUCAUCGGCACAAAUGGCCCACGCAUUCAACUACGCCGGUGGCCAGUUCACCGGAACCCGAGCGGCUCAAACAGGCGAGCUCGUCGCAGCUACCGGGACUCUGGCUGGCACCGACGGCAGCCAAAUCGAGGACAUUGGCCUUGAAAUCGAGCAGUCGCUGGUUGCCGUGAGCGUCGAGGAAUCAGACGUCAACGACCAGCCCCGCUACACACUCAUCGACGGACAUCUUAUUCGUUCUGAGACUGUCACGGGCAUUGUCAACAAAUGCGUCCAGAACGCUAUCGCCGGUAUGACCAAGCCCAAGAACAUCGCUGAGCUCGGAGCACCACCGACUUAUACGACACACGGCAUUGUGUUGCAGAACCCGAACAUUGCAUCGAACCCCACCAACGGGAUUUUUCCGUCCCAGCUUCAAGGGCAUGCAAAUACAUCGGCUAAUUAG
Messenger RNA from Grosmannia clavigera kw1407, 492 nucleotides. RefSeq lists its product as uncharacterized. The record is from RefSeq and is a predicted model, not a curated record. NCBI's taxonomy places the organism in Eukaryota, Fungi, Ascomycota, Sordariomycetes, Ophiostomatales, Ophiostomataceae. Bases 1 to 492 code for a protein of 163 amino acids. The transcript has a single exon.